UCUUGAACCAUUUUUUCAGAUUUUUGUUUAAUUUUUGGAUCUGAAUUUUGAUGGGUUUUGAUCAGUUUUGGCUUUUAAAAUGGAGUGUGAUUGGAUGAAUAGUUGAAUAUAGAAAUUGGGUGCAUUUUUUUUUAAGUACAACAAUUUUCUUGAGUAAAUUUGAAGUAGAAAAACCCCUUUUAAUUUUGGGUUUUAAUCUUGGCGUAUGAAAAGAGUAAUUUUGGAUAAAUGGAUAGAAAAAAGGACGUGGGUGAUUUAUUUUUAUACAGUACAACAAUUUUUUUUGUAAAUUGAAAAACCCAUAUUUCAUGUAAUCUGGACUAAAUUUUGGUUUGUUUGUGUGUCACUGCCAUGGAUAUAGAGUAGACAUAGAUUGUGGGUAUUGUGAUUUGUGAUUACGUGUGUUGGAUUUGAAUUUCAGAUGUCAACUUGUUUAUACUAUUGGAUAUGAGAGUAUGUAUGUCAUCGAGAUAAAGCAUAUUCCAUUGGUCCCAGAAAGAGUUACAAUAUAUUCUAGUACUGUACUAGACAAACUAAUAAAUGGGGCAGAAAUCAGAAUAAUCUUGAAUGUAUGAUACAAUCAAUUGUUUGUUUGUGGCAGAACUAUCUUGAUUUACAAUGAUUUAGUUUUCAGGGGCUAAUUGAAGAAUUGAAGAUAUAUAUGCUGCUAUAUGAUAGAGCAGGCUACGCGGAUAGUGAUCCAAACCCUGAAAGGUCACUCAAAAGUGAAGCAUUAGAUAUUGAGCAACUCGCGGAUCAGUUAGAAUUAGGACCCAAGUUCUAUGUGAUUGGGGUGUCAAUGGGAUCAUAUCCUAUUUGGAGUUGCCUCAAGUAUAUACCACACAGGCUGCAAGGUGUAGCUUUGGUGGCUGCAGUUGUCAAUUAUUCCUGGCCCUCUCUCCCUAAAAGCCUAAUCAAAGACGACUUCAGAAGAAAUCUUGUUAAAUUAACUCUUUUUGUUUUGAAACAUAUGCCCAGUUUACUAUAUUGGUGGAUGAACCAGAAGUGUCUCCCUACGGCAAAUGUAAUGGAGAAGAAUCCUGUAUUUUUCAGCGAAAGAGAUCAGGAAGUUCUGAAAAGAACUCCAGGAUUUGAACUGCUCAGUGAGAACAAAAUAGAACAGAGAAGUAUAUUUGAUAAUCUUCGAGGUGAUAUAUUGGUGGGACUUAGUAAAUGGGAGUUCGAUCCAUUGAAACUAAACAAUCCAUUUCCCAAAGACGAGUCAGUUCAUCUAUGGGUAGGCUAUGAAGAUAAGGUUGUUCCAGUUGAACUUCAAAGACAUGUCAUGGAAGAAUUACCUUGGAUCAAGUACCAUGAAAUUCCUCAUGGCGGCCAUUUGAUUGUGUAUGACACUGAAGUAUGUGAAUCCAUCUUAAGGGCACUCUUGCUCAACGAAGAACCUGCAAAAUAUAUACCGUUACCUGGUACUCCAAAGCUGAUAGCAGCAUCAUAAUUUUUAAUUUUUUUUACAUUUUUUAUCUGUUGCACCUAUUCUCAAUACUUGAAUGGUGAUAUUUGUGAAGAAAAAAAAAAAUUAAAUUCUGAUUUGUAAAAAGAACGUGUUUGAUGUGUAAUAGCUCUUAAUCUGAACUCUGAAGCAUGAGUUAUAACAGGAAAUGAAAUUGGUUUCAUAGCUUUCUA
This is a messenger RNA of Chenopodium quinoa (quinoa), 1641 nucleotides long. RefSeq lists its product as uncharacterized. The record is from RefSeq and is a predicted model, not a curated record. The transcript is spliced from 3 exons. NCBI's taxonomy places the organism in Eukaryota, Viridiplantae, Streptophyta, Magnoliopsida, Caryophyllales, Amaranthaceae. Bases 662 to 1453 code for a protein of 263 amino acids.